Penicillium chermesinum is the source of this 243-nucleotide messenger RNA. RefSeq lists its product as uncharacterized. NCBI's taxonomy places the organism in Eukaryota, Fungi, Ascomycota, Eurotiomycetes, Eurotiales, Aspergillaceae. The transcript has a single exon. The coding region runs from base 1 to 243 and encodes 80 amino acids. The record is from RefSeq and is a predicted model, not a curated record.
AUGACCGCGACCGAAUCCAGCUGGGAUCCUGAGAUGUGUACGCUCCAUCUGAUCCGACAUUGGAGUUGGCCUCCUGCACAGGGUCCACUCGGGUCACGCUAUCGAUGUUGCUCACCGGUUCUACCCUUCUUGACCGACGAAUUCCAACGCAAUCAUUUGCAGUUCCUCUGUCUCAUCCUUCCAGACCGGUCGCUCUGGAAGGGAAAGCAGCUCCGCAUUAGCCGGUAUGACAACCUAUUCUGA